This is a messenger RNA of Branchiostoma floridae (Florida lancelet), 753 nucleotides long. RefSeq names its product G-protein coupled receptor 6-like. Gene Ontology annotation, biological process: G protein-coupled receptor signaling pathway. Lineage: Eukaryota; Metazoa; Chordata; Leptocardii; Amphioxiformes; Branchiostomatidae. Gene Ontology annotation, cellular component: membrane. The transcript has a single exon. The coding region runs from base 1 to 753 and encodes 250 amino acids. Gene Ontology annotation, molecular function: G protein-coupled receptor activity. The record is from RefSeq and is a predicted model, not a curated record.
AUGGCAGCAAGUGACAUUGUGGCUGGGGUGAACUUCCUCUGUGUGUGUGUCACCGUCUUCAUUUACGCAAAAGCUGGGAUUCCUCCCCCCAAGGCUUUGUACCGUUUCCUCCCCACUUCUAUCCUCCUGUCAUCGCUGUUAUCCGCCUACAGUCUGCUGGCACUAACGGCCGAGCGCUACUGGUUCAUCGUCCACGGCAUGACUUAUGAGAACAACAUCACCAACGACAGAUGUAAGGUUGUCAUCAUCGUGGUCUGGAUGUGGAGCAGCAUCUUGGCGCUGCUGCCGGUGUUUGGAUGGAGCUGUACGUUUCCGUCACAGGUAGGGUGUUCCCAGUAUGGCGGAGGCACUCCACAAAGUUACCUGGUUCUGAUCCUGAUUCUCGUCUUCAUCCCGAUGGCGGCGAUCGUGUUCUUCAACCUUGGCGUGUUCCGGUGCCUGUGGCGGCAGGUUAGCGACAUCAGGCGGCAGGAAGCCGCGGUGCAGGCCCAGCCGAGUACCAGCAGAAAAUCAGCCGUCACCAUUCUCAUCAUCACCAUCGUGUUUCUGGUGAGUUGGCUCCCUUACAGCGCGGUGGUGGCUAACGAAGUGUUCUGUAAAGAAGAUUGUAACGACAUGGAUCAAUCUAUGAUAGGACUUGUCAUCCUGAACUCCGCGGUCAAUCCGAUCAUAUACGGCUUCCGUCUGAAGGAAAUUCGCCGCAAUGUGAAGCGCCUCUUCGUCGGCAACGCCGUGAAUGCACGGAGUCCUUAG